Theobroma cacao (cacao) is the source of this 986-nucleotide messenger RNA. The record is from RefSeq and is a predicted model, not a curated record. NCBI's taxonomy places the organism in Eukaryota, Viridiplantae, Streptophyta, Magnoliopsida, Malvales, Malvaceae.
GACUAAGAAAUCAGCAAACAACAAGAUCAGCAAGAUCACUGGGUAUUUAUCUGCUGAAAAUUUUGAAGCUGAAGGUAGUGAGAUGGGUAUUAUGUAUGCUUUGGUAACUAAGCAUUUAAAAAGUGAUCAGAUGAGUAAAUCUCCUCAAUAUCCAACAGAAAUUCAGCAGUUAUUGAAGGAGUUUGGAGAAUUGUUCAAUGAGGAUUUGCCGAAAAGUCUACCACCUUUACGAAGCAUCCAACAUGCAAUUGAUUUGGUACCAGGAGCAGCAUUACCAAAUCUGCCAGCAUAUAGAAUGCCACCUAUGCAGCGAGCUGAGGUACAAAGACAGGUUGAGGAGUUGUUGGAGAAAGGUCUAGUGCGUGAAAGUAAAAGUCCUUGUGCUUGCCCAGCUUUGUUAGCUCCUAAGAAAGAUGGUUCAUGGAGGAUGUGUGUGGACAGCCGUGCCAUAAAUAAAAUUACAAUCAAGUAUCGUUUUCCCAUUCCUCGAUUAGAUGAGAUGCUUGAUCAAUUAGUUGGUUCAAGAGUGUUUUCAAAGAUCGAUUUGAAGAACGGAUACCAUCAAAUUAGAAUGAGGGAUGGAGAUGAAUGGAAAACAGCUUUCAAAACUCCGGAUGGAUUAUUUGAAUGGUUGGUGAUGCCAUUUGGCCUUUCUAAUGCACCAAGCACAUUCAUGAGAGUCAUGGCAGAGGUACUCAAGUCCUUCUUGAAUUCAUUUGUGGUGGUUUACUUUGAUGAUAUUUUGAUCUAUAGCCACACUAAGGAAAAGCACUUAAAACAUUUAUGACAAGUUUUAGAAGUACUUCAAAAGGAGCAGCUUUAUAUAAACUUGAAAAAGUGCAGUUUUAUGCAACCAGAAGUGGUAUUUCUUGGUUUCAUUGUGUCUGCAGAGGGUUUGAAACCAGAUCCAGAGAAGAUUCGUGCAAUUUCAGAGUGGCCAGCACCUACAUCUAUCAAAGAAGUAAGGAGUUUUCAUGGUUUGGCAU